CUCAGCCCCAGCUCUGCUACACCAAUAAUCAUGUCCGGAGGCUGGAAUACGAUCGAGAGCGAUGCGGGCGUCUUCACAUACCUCAUCGAGAAGCUCGGCGUCAGAGAUGUACAGUUCGAGGAGCUCAUGACACUUGAGCCGGAGGAACUGCGGCGGCUAGGCAAGAUAUACGGCGUCAUAUUCCUCUUCAAGUACCCCACUGGUGAGACGCGGUCGGAUACACCGAAGGAUGGAAGCUUCGACCACGAUGCAGCAAACAACCUCUUCUUCGCCGCGCAGACAAUACAGAAUGCAUGCGGUACACAAGCGCUACUUUCGGUAUUGCUGAACAAGGAUGGAGAAGUCGAUAUUGGAAAGGAAUUGAGGGAGUUCAAAGAGUUCACGGGAGAGUUUCCACCGGAGUUCCGCGGCGAGACGCUGUCGAACUCCGAUGUCAUCCGAGAAGUGCACAACUCCUUCGCGAGAUCAUCGCCCUUCAUAGACGAGACGCAGCGAACAGCGACCGAGGACGACGACGUCUACCACUUCAUUGCCUAUACCUCAAUAAAUAACAAGCUCUACGAGCUCGAUGGACUACAACCCGCACCCAUCUCCCAUGGCGACUGCACCGCAGAACAAUUCCCCGACAAAGUCAUACCGGUCCUCCAGCGUCGCAUCGGCAGAUACCCCGCGACCGAGAUCCGAUUCAAUCUUCUCGCUUGCGUCCAAGACCUCCGAAUCCGCGCCCGGGAGAUAGGAGAUAUGGAAGCUUUGGAAGAGCAGGAGGAUAAGCGCAACGCUUGGCUAUGGGAGAACGCUCUUCGGAGGCACAACUUUGUUGGGUUCGUGGGUGAGCUGAUGAAAGGUGUUGUGAAGGCGAAGUUAGCACAGGGAGGCGGCGCCUACGACAAAUGGGUAGAGGAGGCAAAAGGGAAGACGAAGAAGAGGAUGGAAGACCGGAAGAAGCAGGGUAUCGCCAGCGAUGGUAUCGAUUGAAGUUGGCAUCUCUAGCUCGGAGCGGGCAGCUAGCAUAAGGCAUCGAUGUCUUCGGGACAGGAAAGACCCGGUCGGAGAAGAAUUACUCGAACCGACCCUGACUUACUGAAACAUAUCUAAUUAUCGUAAGGAUCCUCCGUGGGAGUGACUAAAGCGGAGGUGUUUCGGCAUGCCCGUUUAAACAGGCACGCCUUUGUCCUGUCAACAGUAUUGACAAUGUCUUACUAAACUUUGAUGCAUCGCACACCGGCGGCUCUACAGACCCCCGAAGCGGCGCACUAAGUCGUAGAAUGUCUCGCUGACUGAGCCUACC
This is a messenger RNA of Trematosphaeria pertusa, 1288 nucleotides long. RefSeq names its product ubiquitinyl hydrolase. The record is from RefSeq and is a predicted model, not a curated record. The transcript has 4 exons. Gene Ontology annotation, biological process: protein deubiquitination; ubiquitin-dependent protein catabolic process. Lineage: Eukaryota; Fungi; Ascomycota; Dothideomycetes; Pleosporales; Trematosphaeriaceae. Bases 31 to 975 code for a protein of 314 amino acids. Gene Ontology annotation, molecular function: cysteine-type deubiquitinase activity. Gene Ontology annotation, cellular component: cytoplasm.